Tigriopus californicus is the source of this 1033-nucleotide messenger RNA. RefSeq lists its product as uncharacterized. The record is from RefSeq and is a predicted model, not a curated record. The transcript has a single exon. Lineage: Eukaryota; Metazoa; Arthropoda; Copepoda; Harpacticoida; Harpacticidae. The coding region runs from base 1 to 1032 and encodes 343 amino acids.
AUGCAUUUUCCAAACAGGCUAUGGUUUUCCUGCUGGUGUCUGUUAAAUCUAGUCUACAUUGGAGCAGCAAAUUUUACAACUGGUCAAAUGGUACAGAUGAUCCAGACAGAUUGUGGUGAGACUUGUGACACCACAAUUACCGGACCCCUUGGAAAAUAUUUCAAUGUACUUCAAAAAGACUUUGAUUGUGAAGAUAUUGUGACAAACCCAAUCUUGGACUACAGCUCAACGUCGGACAAACCUCCCAGAUUGGAUGAAUUAUCCGAUUCAAUCAAAUCCAAAUUCACGUAUGGCAAUCAAUUCGGCCUUGAGUAUUUAUAUCUGGAUGACUCCAAUGGAGUAACUCAUAACCUAAAAUGGACGGAACAAGAAGUUGAGCAAUAUCGACAGAGCUAUCGUCUCGGAAAAUUGCACGGUCUGUACGGGUUUAAGGCGUGUCAUGACAUUGGACAGCAUAUCCGAGAUCACAUACAAGAACAAGUCCAAGAUGGCCAUGUUUUAGUGAUUGGCAGCCAAGUCCCAUGGUUAGAAGCCAUUCUAUUGGAGCACGGUGCCAAAAAGGUCACGACCUUGGAAUACGUUCCCAUUGACAACCAGCAUCCGGAUCUGGAGGUUCUUGAUCCCAAAGAAUUUCGGAAGCGCUUCACGGAAGGAGCUUUGCCACAAUUUGAUGCCAUGGCUACAUUUUCCUCUUUGGAACACAGCGGACUAGGUCGUUAUGGAGAUGGCAUCAAUCCUUGGGGAGAUCUGAUCACCAUGGCCAAAGCUUGGUGUGUCAUGCGCCCAGGGGGGAGAGCUCUGGUAGGAGUGCCCGUGGGCUAUGACGCUGUUCUCUUCAAUGGUUGCAAACUCUACGGCCACUUGCAACUGUCCCAUUUGUUCACCAAUUUUGAACAAAUCUACACUGAAGCGAAUAUGACCAUCAAUGCCAAAGAUAUUCCCGGUGAAGACCGUAAAUAUACAAAUCUGUUUGAUUAUCAACCAAUUUUCAUCAUUCAAAAGCCUCUGAUCGAUAAUAAAUCGGAACUUUAGA